CUUCUUUUGCAUAAGAAAGAAAAAAAAAGAGAAAUUGUGAAAGAUGAAGUCCAAGAUGUUGAAAGAAGCAUUCUUUCUCAUGGUUAUCACAACAAUUAUGGUUUCUUUUCCAUUUUCUGUGUCUGCAGAUGAAGAUCUGUAUCACAAGUGUGUUGAUGAAUGUUACUCAACUUGUUUUGCUGACAUUGCUGGUUGCUAUGAAUAUUGUUUACAAGAAUGUAAACAUCCUGAUUUUCAUGCGUCGAAAAGGCUAAAAUGCUCCGACGUUAAUUGUGCCAAGUUUAAAGGAGAUAAGAGGUUCCAUUGCCUUAUCACAUGUUCGAAGAUGGAAGACAAAUUCAAAGGUGGAAAAGUACUUGGUGCAGAAAAACAUCAAAAUAAGAUUCAUUGAUCUCAUAAAAGCAUAUUAAAUUGUUGUUAUUCCUAGUGAAAGUUUUACCUUUUAGGUAGUGAUUAUUGUCUACAUUUACUU
This is a messenger RNA of Lycium barbarum (goji berry), 472 nucleotides long. RefSeq lists its product as uncharacterized. The coding region runs from base 44 to 391 and encodes 115 amino acids. The transcript is spliced from 2 exons. Lineage: Eukaryota; Viridiplantae; Streptophyta; Magnoliopsida; Solanales; Solanaceae. The record is from RefSeq and is a predicted model, not a curated record.